Drosophila subpulchrella is the source of this 765-nucleotide messenger RNA. RefSeq lists its product as uncharacterized. Bases 72 to 716 code for a protein of 214 amino acids. Lineage: Eukaryota; Metazoa; Arthropoda; Insecta; Diptera; Drosophilidae. The record is from RefSeq and is a predicted model, not a curated record. The transcript has a single exon.
ACAAGUCAAGCGCAUUUCUGUGAAAAGUAAAAAAGUUUUAACAAUCUCGGCAUAUUCUGAAAGCCACAGCAAUGGCCCCAAGGAAACGCAUUUCGAAGAGUGUAGUACCGGUAGCGCAGACGGUGGAGAGCCCGUCCCGUCGUUCAGUUGGCACCCAAACUAAUGUCCUGGCAAUGGGUCCGUCGAACCGCAAGGUCAAGCCGCUGGCUUUGCAGAUACCGCCGUCCCAACAUUUGGCCACGCACCUGAUGCCGGCGGUCAAUCCGCAGGCAGUACCGUUGGCCGCUUCCAUUAUGAUAUGUAAACAACCGGCGGCUUGUCCACCGUUUGUCCCCGAUUUGAAUGAGAAGGCCUGCCAGGCGGUGGACGACGGUACUCUGGAUCAUCCCGGUACGGGGAUCGUCCCGAAUAACGGCGAGCGACAGAUGAAUUAUCUGAAGUCCCUGAUGACCAGUCGAGACCGAAAGGACAAUCACUGGGAUCGCAAUCGUCUGGAAACUCUGAUGGCCAUAAUCAACAACAAUCCACCGCCGCGUUGGCACCUGGCGUCCCAAAUGUGGCUGGAGGUCGACCAACUGGAGGAGCGUAUAGAGGCCUACAAUCAGAGGAAGCUGCUCAAUGCCAAGAAACGUAAGAUGGACAAGGAGCUGGACAAUGGGCAAUACGAGGGGCAGGACGGACGGCAGGGCGAGCAGCAGGACGAAGAGGUUAUUUAGCCUCCAGCGAAAACUUAGGAAAUCGAGCCAUAUGUUUGAUGUCUAAUUG